Messenger RNA from Colossoma macropomum (tambaqui), 1491 nucleotides. RefSeq names its product interleukin-8-like. NCBI's taxonomy places the organism in Eukaryota, Metazoa, Chordata, Actinopteri, Characiformes, Serrasalmidae. The coding region runs from base 79 to 378 and encodes 99 amino acids. Gene Ontology annotation, biological process: neutrophil chemotaxis; cellular response to lipopolysaccharide; chemokine-mediated signaling pathway. Gene Ontology annotation, cellular component: extracellular region. The record is from RefSeq and is a predicted model, not a curated record. Gene Ontology annotation, molecular function: CXCR chemokine receptor binding; chemokine activity. The transcript is spliced from 3 exons.
GAGUUCUGUGGCACAAACAGCAAUUUGUGAACUGAAAGUCUUUCUGAACUGCAGCUCAUCACCACCAGAGACUUCACCAUGAGGUUCCUGCUCCUACUGGCUUUGGUGACAUCCAGCCUUCUACUCACCAGUGCUAUGCAACCUCUUGGAAGAGGCUACAACAGUCAGUGCAUGUGUUUACAGUUCGAGUCCAGGCUCAUCCCUCCUCACAGCCUACGGAGUGUAGAGAUUUUUCCCAAAGGCCCGCACUGCAAGAACACAGAGGUUAUUGCUAGUUUGGUGACCGGGCACAGGAUUUGCCUGAAUACUCGGGCUGCUUGGGUUAAGAAGCUUAUACACUUUAUUGAGAAGAACGAGAACGAGACCAAAAAAGCAUAGAGAGUGAGUCUGGAGAUGUUGGUGGCUGUAACAAAAUCUGACACAGCCCACGAGAUGUCUUGCAAAACAUAACUUUGUGUGGCUUUGCUAAACUGACAAAAUCUGCACUUUCUCAGAUCAAUCUUUGUGCAAUCAUCUACUGAAAAUGUUUAGCCAUUGGGGCUAGAUCAACUGAUCAUCUCAACAUUGUGAUUUAAUAAAGGGGUUUACAGAAAACUCUUUAAAAACUUACCUUUAAGCACUUUGCAAUGCAAUGUUUGAUUUUGUGGCAUAUAUGAGGCAAAGAACAUGAGCAGUUGAGUUCAUUCUGGUUUAAUUUUUUGUAAUGAGAUGAAAAAUACUAUUAAUGCAUUUAUUACUGUUUCUAUUGUUAUAUUUUGCAUGUUAACAUUGUGCUACAUGUAUAAUUAAUUGAAUACCAGCAUUUAUGUAUCAGGAAAGUUGGCACAUUUUUUUCUGGCUGUACAAUAUGUAGCAUAUAUCACUUUAUUUAUUGUAUGUCUGAACACCUACAGUUGAUUUAUUGUAUUAUAUCUCCUCAGUAUAGUACUUAGAGAUUCUGCACCAUAACAUGUGAACCAAUAUCAGUCUACAAAUCAGUUAGGGUAGGUUUAUACUGUACAGAUAUGGAAUCAGAACUGUGUUUUAUGUGGAGAGUAUCACUGAGCUGAACCAAAAAUGUAGGUUUUGACUGCUGGCCUUCAUUAUGGCCUCACUGGGUUCUUAUCAGUUAGAUACAUGUUCUGUGUAAGACCCCAGAGAAAAGGCAGAGAUGUAUAGAGUGUCAAGAUUCCUCAGCACUAGGAAUUACCGGUGCAAGGGCUUCACCCCUCAAACUGCAGGCAUAUGAUUCAGUUAUUAAUCUUAAGACACAUAAUUCAUUAACACAACAGCAGAGGUUAUUUUGCAGGAACUUUAUUCAGCUGGGAUUUAAUUCAUAACUAUCUACUUAUGGAUCUUUAACCACUGAGCUGUUUGUUGUAACAGAGGUAAUUUUUUUACUUGUCUGCAGUGUCACAUGACUAGAACUGGAUCGCUCACUCUUUUGAAAUACUUUUUAUUUUUACAUCUUUUUUGUACAACAAAGAAAACUAAUAAAAUGAAUUGAUCACA